This is a messenger RNA of Fusarium vanettenii 77-13-4, 1081 nucleotides long. RefSeq lists its product as uncharacterized. NCBI's taxonomy places the organism in Eukaryota, Fungi, Ascomycota, Sordariomycetes, Hypocreales, Nectriaceae. The transcript is spliced from 2 exons. Gene Ontology annotation, cellular component: mitochondrial crista junction; MICOS complex. The record is from RefSeq and is a predicted model, not a curated record. Gene Ontology annotation, biological process: cristae formation. Bases 203 to 898 code for a protein of 231 amino acids.
CAAACCUUACAACAUCCCCCUCCAAGGGAAUUAAUUACACGCGAUCCUGGGGGCAAUUGAGCUCUGGCGCGCUAUGAGACGUUGCAUCUAGGCCUUGAUCGACCAUCUUGCAACGAAUUGGCCAGUCUCGCGAUACCAGAGCAACCCGCAAAUUGCCGCAUCCUCUAUCUCGGUCUACCGGGCACAAGUCAAAGCUCUAACCAUGGGCUUCACCACCGGCUUCACCGGCGGUGUCACCCUUACCCUCUCCCUCGCCUACCUUUCAGUUCUCGCCCACCAGCGCACCCGCGAGCAACAAGGUCAGGCCCUCCGAUCCCAGGCCCUCGCCAUCCAGGGCUUGAUCGAUCCCUUCCCACCGCUGCCACCCCCUACACGAUCCGAAGUCGCCGCCGCCCAGCGGGCCAACGCUGUCGAGGUCGCAAAGGAGCGAUGGAACACCGAAGUCAUGAACGCCGUGCGGUGGGUGCAGCACACCGACUGGGUUGAGGUGCGCGAGGGUCUCGAGGACACGGCAUCACGGCUGUGGAGCCGAACAUUUGGCAACCCUUCAGAGGGAGCCGAAUCUACUAUCAAGCCUAUUGUGAAGGAGGAGGCUGCCAAGUUGGGCGAGGCCAGCGGCAAGGUUGCCGCCGCCGCGAAGAUUGCCUUCCAAAAGGCAAAGGCUGAUGCCAAGGAGUUUGCCCACGCGGCACUGGAUCACAGCAAGGACAAGGAGAGUGUGGACAUUGCGCAGGAGGACGGCGGUGCGGCGGUGCCGGUGCUAUCACCCGUGGAGAGGGCGCUCCAGCAGCGCUUCGUCAAGCCCGAGGCCGAGAAGAAGCAGACAGUGGAGGAUGUGCUCAAGGCGAGAUACACGCCCAUGGACAAGAGGGAUAACACGCAGCUGAGGGGGGUGUAAGUGCGUUUGCAUGCGUGUGUGUGUGUUGCUGACGAGCUGGUUUGCCUGAUGAUAAGUGGGCGUGAUGCCAUGUGGAAAAAAAUGUUGCUCGUUGUACAUUGCUUGUGUACCACCAUUCCCUAGAGUCACCCAAAUAGAGAUCAAGCUUUCACGGACGUGAAAAGCUUGGUAUGAACAACCCAA